Molecule: messenger RNA, 3603 nt
Organism: Metopolophium dirhodum (rose-grain aphid)
Lineage: Eukaryota; Metazoa; Arthropoda; Insecta; Hemiptera; Aphididae
Product: baculoviral IAP repeat-containing protein 7-B-like
Exons: 6
Coding region: 227-1753 (508 amino acids)
Biological process (GO): regulation of cell cycle
Cellular component (GO): spindle microtubule; cytoplasm; nucleus
Source: RefSeq, a predicted model, not a curated record
CGGAGCUGCUGCGCCGCGUUCCGGUGUGCUGUAUCUAACCACCCGCACGCAAUCAAGCAUCAGAAAUCAGCGCGUCAGCGUGCUACCGCCGGACGCCAUUUUCAACGACGCUACCGGACUACAGAGUACAGAAUCGUUACUCGUCAUCUUUCAUGCCCUCGCCGCCGCCUGAAUUUACAUUUUUACUCGAUCGUUGUUGUCCCGUCACUCGUCAUUCUUUGCCACCAUGGACAACAGUUCUGAACGUGUUCCACCGAAUGACCCGCCCGCACAGAAUGACAACAAUGUUGGCAACGGCAGUGACAACGACUAUAAUGUCGACAACGGCAAUGACAAUGAUAUCGCCAACGACAACGAUGUCUCCAAUGACAACGAUGUCGGCAACGAUAACGACAACGAUGUCGGCAACGACAACGAUGUCGGCAACGACAACGAUGUCGCCAACGACAACGAUGUCGGCAAUGACAACGAUGUCGCCAACGACAACGAUAUCGCCAACGACAACACCGCCGGAACAACUGGUAUUAUGCCUUCUCCAAGUCAUAAGCCUGCUUUGCCUUCUCUAAGUUCAAAAAGCAUCACAAAAUCACUAGAGUCUACUAUUCCUAUCUGUGAUAUGAAAAUGUAUGAAAAUCGUCUGAAGUCAUUUAAAAAAUGGCCAUCAGAAUGUAUUACACCUGAUAAAUUGGCUAGGGCUGGGUUUUAUUAUACAGGCGUACAAGAUAAAGUGAGAUGUUUAUACUGCCCAAACGGAUUUGAAUGCUGGGGAAAGGAUGACGAUCCAUAUAUUGAACAUAAAUUGGCAUCUCCAGAGUGUCCAUAUUUCAAGGAAAAACUAGAUCACAAAUCUGAUGUUUUGACGACUUAUAUUCAAAAUUUCUUACGUUCCGUUGGUAUUGUGACAGAUGCAAAUAUGAAAGUUCACUCAAAUUAUAAAGCAUUAACCUCUUUGGAAUCUCGUAAGAAAACAUUCGAAACAUUCACAAAAAAACUAACCCAUGAUGUUAAAACUUUUUGUAAAGCUGGGCUAUUUUAUAUAGGUGAAAACGAUAGAAUGUUAUGUUUCUGCUGUAACCAAGGUCUGAUGGAUUGGGAAGUUGAUGAUGAUCCUUGGGUUGAACAUGCACGGUGGUCACCACUUUGUAGUUAUGUUCUUUUAAGUAAAGGCAAACGUUUUGUGGAAGAGGUUGGUGGUGAAGUAAACUAUAGUUUACGAAUCAACCUAGAGGAAUUGAAUAAGUUAUUUACCAUUCACAGACAUAUUGCAGUUGACAGCAAUACAAUGAGGAAUUUGGAAACAUUAACCGAAAGUAAUACGUUCAUGGACUUUGUGGAACCUGUGACAAUUAUACGUGUAACUCCACAAGAUCCAUCUGCACCUGAUUCUGUGUUAUGUAAAAUUUGCUUUAAAGAAAAAUUGGAAGUGCUUUUCAUGCCUUGUGGUCAUGUUAUUGCUUGUAUCCAAUGUGCAGUGACACUUGAUCUGUGUGCUGUAUGUAGACAGCCAUUUACUAUGACUAUGAGAGUUGGCCUUUAUGUUACUAAUCUAAAAGAAUUCAGUCAUUCUCCAUUCACCAACCAUUCGAAUGAACUAAUUGAUCCAGUUCUUUGUAAGGUUUGUUGCAAAGAAGAAAUGCAAGCUGUAUUUUUACCAUGUAGACACAUAUCUACUUGUUAUAAAUGCGCACCAAAAGUAAACCAAUGUCUGGUAUGUUUUGAGCCAGUAUAUGCAUAUAUGCAAGUGUUCUUAUAGCAUUUAUAUAAGAUGAAACGAUCUAAACCUAUUUAAGAUAUCAAAACAUUUAAAUAUACAAACAUAAAUAAUGAUUUUUUUUCCUUCAGUUUAAUAUUAGUUUGUUAAUUAUUUAAUAAGAAUUUAUAAUUGUAAGAAUCAAGUUAGAAUUAAGUGAAUGGAACAAUAUUAUCGUACUUGACUGAUUUUUUUUUCUUAAAUAUUGCAUUAAUUUUUGUUUAGGAUAAAUCAAAUUAUAACUGUUUAAAACCUGCCAUUUUUACUACUGUAUAAACUAUAAAUGUAUUGACAAUAUAUUAAAAAUAAAAAACUUGAUUUAAAAUCAAUAAGAAAAUAUAAAUACCUUGGGUACCAUCCAGUUCAUUAUUGAAAAGUAAAAAUAUAUUAGUACAUUUAAUAUCAAGUUAACUUUCUAUUCAAGUGUUAUAACCAAAAAUGUAUACAAUUGUAUUAGUAAAGUUAUUUAAUCGUUUUCUUGUACUUUACUUUAAUUGUAAAUUAAAUUAUCAUAUUAAAUGCAAAUUUGUAUUAAUCUUAGUGAAACAAUUUUAUAUGUCAGAACAACAGUUCUAUUAAGUAUUAAUAAUUAAGUUCAUUAAUUAAUAUUGACAUUUUAUAUUAAUACCUUUUUUAUAUGUAAGUAUAAUUUAAGACUGUAAUAUUAUUGUAUUGCCAAUAUUAUUUAUUUUUUAUUCCUUAUGAUACAUUUUAUAAAAAACAUUAAUUUGAUACCAGACAAGAAAUAUUCUUGAAAUGAAUAUUUCUUAAUUGCCAGCCGUUUAAAGUGUUUAAUGCUAAGUUUAUAAAAUAAGCUUUAAUUAAAUUAUAUAUUAUACCAUCCCUGGAUUAAUAAAUUGGAAAACGAAUUUAUUAUUUUUGAGUAGAACCCGGAACUUGAUGACUUAGAUGUGUUUUUAAAAUUAACAAAAAAAACUGUCUAAAAAUCCAUAAAGAAAAUAAUGUCAAAAAUGUUAAAAUUACUCAUGAAAUAUUGAUAUACAAAUUUUGUAAUUUAAUUUAAAAAAAUAUAUAUAAUUAGGUACAAUAGAUAAUUAAUUUUUUUUACAAGUCAACUUCAAUAGUUGGAGGAAGAACGAGUAUUUUAAAACUAUAUAAUAUAAUAUAGUCAUGAUGCAAAAAUUGAUCAAGUAAAAAUGUUUUUUCAAUUUGUCAAUUUUUAUAUGUUGGCAUCUAUGUUGUGAUGAAGCCAUGCAAAAAUUGGCCAACUGAAAAAAUAAAAUAAUUAUGAAUUAAUACAAAUUUAAAAUAAAAAAUGUAAAGUAAAAACUUUUAUCACAAUUUUUUUUACUUUUGGUUUAAUCCAGCAUUGAACACAAGCUUAAAAACAACAUCACGGUUUUAUAGUAUUUAAUAUUUUUGUGUUAAUUCUGUAGUCUAUUUAUAAUUACCAAUACCGGGAAUUUUAUAUUAGUAUCGUAAUAAAUAUAUUUUAUAAUUUCAAAUAGUUGUUUGUAUUUUACAUAAUAAAUUAAUUAAGUUUGGCUCUGAUGCAGUAUGCGCUCUAUCACAUAAUGUGUUCUACCAUGGUUCUACCACGAAUCAAGGCUGGUUUACCGCGUAAGCAUGAUUUAAAUGUAACUACUUUUGGACCAUCAUUAUUUUGAUGGAACUCUGGAUUUAUCUCCAAAUCUAUCUUAUCUUACCUAAUUUCUUAAAAUAAAAUCAUGUAUAUUGUAAUGCACUGUAUAUUUUGUAUUCAAAAAACUGAAUUAAGAAAAAUUAAAUGAUGUAUAUAUAUUUUAAAAUUAAUACUUCUUACAUACAUGUAUUUAACAAAACAAAAUAAUUUGUAUCAUGAAUGAUAAUAUAAAAAAACUAAUUAUUAAAUU